CAAUUUGGAAAUGUAAUGAAACACUCUCACCCAAAUUCUUGUCAUUCUCCUUCUUCCUCAUCCCUUUGAACGAGGUGGGCGAUAAUAAGAGAUGGAAGGUGCUGAGAUCAGUCUGUUCUGAAGCUUUUAUUAAUUUGCUGGAUUUCGAACUCCAAGCCUGUGUUGGUAAAUUAAAGCUAGCAUUACACUUUUGAGAAGAUAUUUUCAAGAGCAGAAUUACCAAUGCUGAGGAUUUUGGUUAGCAGUUUGCUCUUUAUAAAGAAGGAUAGUUUCCUGGAGGUUUUCUCAGAAGAUGUCCAGAAGCUCUGGAAUGAAUGGGAGCUCCGAUUUCUGGUUUUUUUUAGCCUCCUAUUACAAGUCAUUCUCAUCUUCUUUGGCAGCCGCAGAAAGUUCAGUGCUAGUAAUUGGGUGCGGGUCAUUCUUUGGUUAUCUUACUUGUCUGCAGACGCAGUAGCAAUCACUGCCCUCGGUGCCCUCUCCCACAGUCAAGGACAGACUGCCGCCCGCAGCAGCAGCAGCAGCAGCAGCAACAGCAACAGCAGCAGUGAACUAAUGGCUCUGUGGGCACCAUUUCUUCUGUUGCACCUUGGUGGCCCAGACACCAUCACUGCCUACUCCUUAGAAGAUAAUGAACUGUGGAUGAGGCACUUUCUUGGACUAUUGCAACAAUUUGGUAUUGCAGUUUAUGUUACGGUCAGGUCGUGGGCUUAUAGCCGAGUCUCUAUUCUUACUGUCUUCAUGUUUAUCCCUGGAAUUGUCAAGUAUGGGGAAAGGACAUGGGUUCUCAGGUUCGCGAGUAAGGAAAAUUUCAGAGACUCUAUGCUUGGUCCUCCAGAGGCAGGCCUCAAUUAUGCUAAAUUCAUGAAUGAUUAUGAUUCUAAGCAGGCCAAAGGGUCCCGAGUCACCGUGGCAAGGAUUGAAGAUUUUCAGUUGCAAAUGGACGACGAUAACCCAGAUGGCCAACGCGAUGAAGCUCAGCAGAAACCAGAUUCUUCACAUAGUACAGCAGAAGGCAAUGAAUCUCAUCUUCCUGAUGAUAAGGUUUUGCUUAUAGCAUAUAAAUCCUUUGAGAAAUUCAAGCUUCUCUUCGUGGAUCUCAUCUUAAGUGCUGAUGAGUGGAAGACCAGCAGAGAAAUCUUUCAAGACAGUUCAUCAACAACAGCUUUCAAAGUGAUCGAAAUGGAACUUGGGUUCACAUAUGAUUUACUUUACUCAAAAGCUCCCUUGGUUUAUUCCCCUGCAGGCCUGGUUCUACGUUGCAUCACCUUCUCAUCUAUAAUCACUCUGCUUGUGGCCUUCAUUACGGGUGGUAACCAUUACUACUUGCAUCACCACAUGGAGGUGGACAUCUUCAUAACUUACAUUUUGUUCAUUGGAGCAUUUAUUCUGGAGAUUUAUGCCAUCUUCAUUCUGAUUUCUUCUGACCGGGCAUUCCUUUGGCUAAGUAAGCCCAAUGCACACACUAUUCCAAGGCUAGUAUCAAAGCUUACAAAGAAAAGGCUAUCUUCCAGGAAAAGGUGGUCUAAUUCAGUGGCACAGUAUAACUUUAUAAGCGUUUGUGUGAAUGACAAACGUAAACCACCCAAAAUUUUACUUGUUGACAAAUUAGUAGAAAAAUACUAUUACAAAUACUCUAAGGAAGUCCUCUUUAAGUCGAAAGAAUUAAUCUUCAAAGAGCUGAAGAGAAAAUCAAAAAAAGUUGAGAAGAUUGAGGAUGUCAAGAAUUUGUGUGCAAGUAGAGGUGAUGGUGUACUUGGAAAUAACAGUCAUCUCCGGGAGAAGCUUCAGUGGAGUCUGAAUGAUGUAGAAUUUGAUCAGAGCAUUCUUCUAUGGCACAUUGCUACAGAUCUUUGCUACGAGUGCGAUAAUAAUAUUUCUCCUUUCGCAGAAUUGCAUCGUCAAACAAGCAAGUUAUUAUCAGAUUAUAUGUUGUAUCUUCUUAUAAUGUGUCCUUUUAUGUUGCCUGAAGGGAUUGGGCAAAUCAGGUUCAGAGAUACUCGUGAAGAAGCUGAGAGGUUUUUUAAAGAGACAAAUUCGAAAUUCGACAAAAUUAAAGCUUGUGAGAAGUUGCUUGAGGUGAACACAGAAAUUAGACCUGUUGAAGUGAAGGGAGAUCAAAGCAAGUCUGUACUAUUUGAUGCAUGUAGGCUUGCAAAAACUCUGCAAUCAUUUGAGGGAGAGAAGUUUGAUAAAUGGGAGAUAAUGUGUCAUGUGUGGAUCGAGAUGAUGUCAUAUGCUGCAAAUCAAUGCAGAGGGACUAACCAUGCUCAACAACUUAGACAAGGUGGGGAAUUUAUCACUCAUGUAUGGCUUCUAAUGGCACAUCUUGGUAUUGCACAACUGUUUCAAAUUUCGCAAGGGCAUGUGAGAGCUAUGUUGAUUUCUGGGUAACCAGGAUAGAAGAAGUCACUAAAUAAAUAAUUGGGAGUGUACUCCAGGAUUUUCUUAUCCUUGUAAUAUUUCAUAUUUGUAAAAUGUCCGCCAUUUUUCUCCUUAAAUCAAGAUUGCGUCAGUACCCUUGAAUGUUACCAAUAAAUCUAGUCCAUUAUUGUCCUUAAAGACAGAAUGUUUUAUUUUUCUUGUACUUUUACAAACAAAUCUAAAUAAGUUCUUAUGUCUUAAGAUCUUUUUUUUUUUUUUCGAAACCUUGUAUGGCUCAUGGAUUCAGAUUAAGUAUUAUAUAUAAGUUUGAUAGA
Macadamia integrifolia is the source of this 2696-nucleotide messenger RNA. RefSeq lists its product as uncharacterized. The coding region runs from base 223 to 2391 and encodes 722 amino acids. The transcript has 2 exons. Lineage: Eukaryota; Viridiplantae; Streptophyta; Magnoliopsida; Proteales; Proteaceae. The record is from RefSeq and is a predicted model, not a curated record.